Molecule: messenger RNA, 3511 nt
Organism: Monodelphis domestica (gray short-tailed opossum)
Lineage: Eukaryota; Metazoa; Chordata; Mammalia; Didelphimorphia; Didelphidae
Gene: INPP1
Product: inositol polyphosphate-1-phosphatase
Biological process (GO): phosphatidylinositol phosphate biosynthetic process
Molecular function (GO): inositol-1,4-bisphosphate 1-phosphatase activity
Source: RefSeq, a predicted model, not a curated record
CCAGCUCCAGUCCUGGCUCUAGCAUAGCCCUGCCACUUAGCAACCCUUCUGAUUGCAUCUCACGGCCCACCUCCUCCUAUUUAACUCUCCUCCUCCCCCUCCUCCGCCUCUUCCGUUCCUCCGGGGAAAGGCAGAAACAUCUGCAUCACCCUUCUCCCACCUCAGCCCCUGCUUAGGUAAUACAUUUUCCUUUUCCUUCUUGGCUCACUACUUCUGCUGCUGCUCUCAAGGUCAGAUGGGCCCCGGGAGGGAGGAGGGCUUGGAGGAGGAGGAGGAUGGGAAGGGGGAAACAGAGUGCUAGAAGCAACUUUAAACAGGCCCUGUGUGGCCCCCAUCCUCUCUUAAAGGCCUGAGUUAGCAACUAUGGGUGAGGAGAGUUCUGUCUCCAGCAGCUAUCCACCCAGCCUCCGGGUGUAAAAAAUCCACCCCCACUCCCCACCCCCAAGUCCUAAAAGCAGGGACGUGAGUGGCUGCGGCGACAAUCUGUUUUGCCAACCAGCAGGAGAGGGGGGUGGAGCCCAGGCGGUUUGCACUCUCUCCCUCUGCUCUUUGAAAACAACCAGAAAGACUUGAAAUGGGGUUGGGAGGGAAGGUUAGCGGGGGACUUGUCUUAGUCAUAAGGGUGGCUUGUUUUUAGAUCUGUAGAAGGAGGAUACUAGCUGUUCUGACAUUUGGGAAGCUGAGCCACAGGGUCUACAGCAGACAGCAGUCUAGAGUUACUGCGUGGCUUUCACCCUCUGCUACGAGCUGAAAGGCACAGCUUUCAGAAAUGUCAGAAAUCCUCCGGGAACUAGUCUAUGUUUCUGAAAAGGCAGCAAACAUUGCCCGGGCCUGCAGGCAGCAAGAAUCACUUUUCCAACUACUAAUAGAAGAAAAGAAAGAUGGAGAAAAGAACAAGAAAUUUAUAAAUGAUUUCAAGACAUUGGCUGAUGUGCUGGUACAGGAAGUUAUAAAACAGAAUAUGGGCAACAAGUUUCCAGGCUUGGAAAAUCACAUAUAUGGAGAAGAAUCCAAUGAAUUUACUAAUGAGUUGGGAGAAAAGAUCACAGUUAAAGUAUGUCCCACAGAAGAAGAAACUGCACAACUUCUUAGUAAAGUUCUCAGUGGUAAUAAGUUGGCAUCUGAAGCACUGGCCCAUGCUGUUCAUCAAGAUAUUUCAUUUACUGACCCAACUCUGGAUUUGGUGAAAAUCAACAUUCCACAAGAUAUCAUGGGAAUGUGGGUGGAUCCCAUAGACUCUACUUAUCAAUACAUAAAAGGGUCUGCUGACAUCAAGCCUAAUCAAGGGAUCUUUCCAUGUGGACUUCAAUGUGUAACUAUAUUAAUUGGUGUCUAUGACAGACAAACAGGGGUGCCUUUAAUUGGAGUCAUCAAUCAGCCAUUUGCAUCACAAGAUUUAAAAACACUCAGGUGGAAAGGGCAGUACUUUUGGGGCCUUUCUUAUAUGGAUUUCAACAUUCAUUCGCUUCAGCUUUCCAGUGAGAAUGGAAAUAACAGAGAAGCAGUCAGCCAGAUGACUGAAGAGGCCAGUUCUGGACCUAAGUUCAUCCAGCACUUUUCGGCCGUCAUUAGUACAAGUGAAAAGGACACCAUCAAAACAGCCCUAUCCAAAGUAUGUGGCGAAAAUGUAUAUGGGGCAGCUGGAGCUGGAUACAAGAGCCUUUGUGUUGUACAAGGUCUUGUUGAUGUCUACAUCUUUUCUGAGGAUACUACAUUUAAAUGGGACUCCUGUGCCGCUCAUGCCAUACUGAAGUCAAUUGGUGGAGGAAUGGUGGAUUUGAAGGAGUGCUUAAAAAGAAAAUCAGAAACUGGGUUUGAUUUACCACACUUGUUGUAUAAUGUGGACAAUCAAGGGGCUACUGGUAUAGAUCGAUGGGCCAAUAAGGGUGGACUUGUUGCUUAUAGAUCACAGAAACAGCUAGAAACAUUCCUGGAUCUGUUGAUUAAAAACUUGUCACUUUCUAGUACAUUAACAUAGGUGGUACCUGGAAUCACUGUAUAUUUGUCUUAUACCAUAACAGUAUUUCUAAUUACCUUUUUGUGUUGUUUCAUGGUUAAAUGUUUCAAGUUCUUCUUAUGAACUGCAAUCCCUAUUUGCACUUAAAAGCAACUUUUUUCUUUUACUAUGCAUUAAAAAUCACUAAUUUUGAUCUUUAAGUCUGAAGAAUUUUGUUUAAUGAUAUAAAUACUAACAUAUCAAAGGCAACAUUAGUUUACCAAAGACUGGUCCAAAACAUAGAAUAUUUAAAUUAAGUGGUAGAUUCUUUGAAUUAUGCUAAAAAUCAGUUUUGAUGGGAAAAGACAUCAAUUUCUGUGGGAAAUGGGUAGUGUUUUUAAUCUACACCCAAUGAUUUAUUAUCCAAUUUUUUUUAAACCCUUACCUUCCAUCUUAGAAUCAAUACUGUGUAUUGGUUCCAAAGCAGAAGAGUGGUAAGGGCUAGGCAAUGGGGGUCAAGUGACUUGCCCAGGGUGUCACACAACUAGAAAGUGUCUGAGGUAAGAUUUGAACCCAGGACCUCCCAUGUUAGGUCUGGCUCUCAGUCCUCUGAGCUACCCAGCUGCCCCAUAUUAUCUAAUUUUUAAAAAUCUAACUUACAAAGAGUUUGGAGAAAAUAGUCUCUAUACCAUGUGAUUCUUUGCUCAUAUAAAUGUUGCUGACUGCUAACUCUUAUUAAAAUCAUCGGGUAGAGCCUACUCCUAUUUUGUGGUCUUUUAGAACCAGCUCUACUAACUAGGAAGAUGAACAGAAUGGGAGGAAAGAAGUUUGAGUUCAAGGAGACAGUGAGAGCAUCAUGGAAACUAAGAGGACCAAAAGCAGAACCGGGCCCUUCAAAACUUUGCUUUCCCUUUCUCAGGAAGAUUGCCUGACUGUUGUCUGCCCUGCGCCCUCUGGUGGCUAUUAGGAGUCCUUGUCAUGCUCUCUAUCAAUAUAAAGCAUUGGACUUACAGACAAUUGACAUUACAAUUCAGUCUAUCUUCUAAUUUUCUUCACCUUUCCUUUUAGGAUCCUCUGACUUUCAUAGUGUACAAAUAAAAAUUACUUAAUCCAAAUCAAUCAAUAAGUAUUUAUUAAGUGCCAUAAGUGCUAAGGAUAUAAAAGGAAGCAAAAAGUCAGUCCUUCGCCUCAAAGAAUUCCCAGUAUAAUGGAAGAGCUUACAACUGAAUGGAUGAAUCAAGAAAUAUUUAUUCUGAUAUUAUCAAAACAGUCCCUUCUCAUAUAAUGGCUUUCCCUCCAGAGAUGAGAAAAGUAGAUUGGUAGGAAUUAUUACCUAACUAGUGAAGACUAGUUAAGGAAACUGAAACCGGAUACUUCUCACUCAUGUAAAUCAUUUAAUUUACAAAAUGUUCAGUUGGUCUUUUUGCUGAAAAGCUUCACACAAACCAGUUUGGGGUUGUAAACCAGGGUAUUUUAUUUAUUUUCUUAUUCUUUUUGAUUAUUUUCAUUACUGUGUAAUAACAUGCAUGUGAUUAAAAACCAAACUGGAAUAAAGAACUACAUUGCAUGCAAUAA